CGUUGAAAAGACUUUCGAGGUAGGCAAGGGCCUAUACUCUGCGGGUUACAGUGGAAGAGGCAACUUGUCGUGCUUCGCUCCCUAUGUCAACUGCUACAAAACUCGAACAGUCGUCUGUUGUUUCACUUCUUGGAGGGGGAGAUGCAUUUCAAGACUUCGGUUGUCGUUUCCUUGAUUCUCCUUAAUCUUCUGAUAGCUCCUGCGGAGAGCUGGUGGUGGAGGCGCAGACGCCGGCGUUCCCCACCCCCACCAGACACCACUGCGCCAACUUUUUCCUCCUGUCCGGGUCCCUACACCUUCACCACCACCGCAGCGGACGGUGGUCGGGCGGUGUACUACAGCACGCCAAAGGCAUCUGAUGACCGGGGAUCGGCCUCUUUGAGUCGCAUACGUGGGCCAGGCUCUGGAAGUCGGUUUUAUGAAGGAGUGACCACUGUGACGUACAGGGCUAGGGAUGGAGCUGGGAACACCAACUACUGUUACAUAAAGAUAACCAUCAAUGUGCCUCGUUGUCCGCGUGUUAGAUCAAGCAGUCAUCGGACUCACACCUGCACUAAGUCCAACAUUGCUGGCUCGUCCUGUACAUUCGGCUGCUCGACUGGCUACAAUCUGGUUGGAUACUCCUCAGUCACAUGUCGGACUAAUGACGUCUGGAAUAGGGGGUUCCCAACUUGUCAAGUGAAAACCUGCAGUCCAGCAUUGACUAGCCUCGCCAAUGGACAAAUCACCUGCACCAACGGCAACCGGUGGAACAGUGUGUGCACAUUCCGUUGCAACUCGGGCUUUGGAUUGUCAUCCGGGGGGAGCACCUACACAAGAACUUGCGGGAGCACGUGGUUGGGCACCUCCCCGACUUGUAGAGAUACCCAGGCGCCCAGCAUCUCCUGCCCUAGCUCCGUGUCUGCCGAGGCCGAGGAUGGACGAACCAGUGCCGUGGUCACUUGGGUUGUGACUGCUGCCGACAACGUGCGGACUGGACUGACGCUCACCCGGACUCAAGGCCUCGCCAGUGGUAGCCGCUUCAGUCAAGGGUCUCACAUCAUACGCUACAGGGCCAGAGAUGCUCAAGGCAACACACGAGACUGCUCCUUCUCUGUAACUGUUCGAGUGGUAAUGUGUACACCAGCACCUCAGAGCGGUCACAAUCUUCAGGUUAAUUGCCCCAACGGGCAUAUCAAGGGGGCAACAUGUACGUUCAGCUGUGACAUAGGAUUCCGAUUGGUCGGGUCAGAACGCUCCACCUGUCAGUCCAGUGGGUCAUGGACCUCACCUCAGCCGAGCUGUGCAAUUCUGCGAUGCACUUCUCUGACUGCCCCCGCACAUGGCCGUUUCAGGGAUUCCUCGAGGUGCGGCAAUGCCUACGGGACGUGGUGCCACUUUGUUUGUGACACAGGUUACAGCAUCACCGGCAGUGCCGACAGACGGUGCACGGUCCUGCCAGGCCAGACUGGCGUGUCCUGGUCAGGCUCAACCACGGGAUGCCAAAUCAACAGGUGUAACACCCUAACUCCAGGUGAAGGACUGUCCCCAACCAACAGUGGCACCUGUUCAGCCGGUAAAGUAGUGUCCUAUGGUACCACGUGUACUUACGCAUGCUCUGAAGGCUUCAGGUUGACUGGUACACGGACUAUAACUUGUGGGCCUGAUGGUCAGUGGCUUCAGACCCUACCACAAUGUGAAGUGAUCACCUGUGCACAUAGUGACCUGCCUGCACCAGUAAAUGGAGUGAAGAGCGGCUGCACCGGAGACCAGGUCCCUUACGGCACCACCUGUAGACUGUCAUGUAACCGUGGUUACACGCCAACAUCAACGGCAUACCGAAGGUGUCAGAGCAACAGUAACGAUUACGGGGUGUGGUCCGGUGGAACCAUCACAUGCACCAUUGUGACUUGUCCGUCUCUGUCAAGACCUGCCCAUGGCACCGUGUCCACCUGCCAACGCAACGGAAGCAACAGACCUGUGUCGUCACGGCAACCCUUCGAUACAGUGUGCAACACAGCUUGUAACGUUGGUUACACUCUAUCAGGCUCGGCCAGUCGAACCUGCCUCGUGUCACGGGGAUGGGAUGGAACCGCAACCGUUUGUCAGGACGUCACGGAUCCAGUGCUGGAGUGCCCUUCAGAUCAAGUCGUGUUUGCCAGAGAAGGGCACGGAAUAGUUUCAGUCCCUUGGGACUGGGAGCCAGUCACGGGCACGGAUGCUGGCCGUGAGAUCACCGCCGUGCUGCUGUCCAUCAACACCGUACCUGUCACCGGCCCUAAGCCAAGUACCUUGGAAGAAGGGACCUACUCACUGGUCUACGCGGCGACCGACAACGCUGGCAACUCGGGUUCCUGCUCUAUGCAACUAGAGACCAAAGUGACCCGAUGCUCAGGACUUCCACUUCCGACCAAUGGCAUACUGCGUCUCACAUCUGGCCAGGGCACGUGCUCCCAUCGUGUCGUGUACGGCUCCCAGUGCGACAUCAGCUGCAGGACUGGCUACACACUGUCAACAGGGGGCGUUACUCUGAGGAGAAAGUGCCUACGUGUGGCCGCAGACAGCACCCAAGGAUACUGGACCGGUUCUCAGCCAACUUGCGUGGUCAACACCUGUAGAUACCCAACUGUUACUGAUGGUUACAUCAGCGGUUGCCAUGGCAACACUGCCACCUACGGGGACACCUGCCAAUUUUACUGUGACCUGGGUCACAGGACAGCCAGCGGAGAGAGUAACCGCAACCGCCAGUGCCAAGCGGAUGGAUCAUGGAGUGGACCUGACUUCCAAUGCACAGUGAUAAUCAUGUGCCCAGGCCUUCCUCCUGUUCCCAAUGGAUUGGUGCAGCCCGCCCUCUGUGCUCAGCCCGGGACGCAACCGUACAACACGGUGUGCAGCUUCUCGUGUGACGACGGUUUCAGACAGGAGGGACCCAACAGCAAGACGUGCGCUGACAACGGGUCCUGGGACAGCCGUGAAAAUGCGGUCUGCAUUGACGAGCAGAGGCCAAGAUUCAAUGUGGCCUGUCCGCAGCACGUGAACGUCAGCAGUGAGUUUGGGACGACCUCAAAGAGAGUGACCUUUGACCCACCGACUGCCACCGACAAUUCUGGCAAUGUCACAGUCACAAGGGAAGCAGGCCACCUAGCUCCAGGAAGCCUCUUCCCUGAAGGUCAGACCACUAUCACUUACUUUGCCUCAGACCCGGUGGGGCUUUCUGAACAAUGUGACAUCAUCGUCAACGUUGAGGUGCAUCGUUGUGAGAGACUCCAAGCUCCCAGUUCUUGCUCCAUCCAAUGCAACCACCCUGGCUUCAUCGCCGGCACCGAAUGCACCUUAAGGUGUAACAUCGGUUACACACUGAGCGGUUCACGACAGAGGACUUGUCAGUUGACCAGUGAUGACAUGCCCUACUGGGAUGGAGAGACCACUGUGUGCACCAUUGUAAGAUGCCCUGCCCAGACAGCCCCGCCCCACUCCAUCAAGUCUGGUUGCAGCUUCCCUUCUGAACCUUAUGGCACUGAGUGCUCCUUCUACUGUGAGAAUGGUUACGAGGCUCAGACUAGCGACGGCGGGAGGUCUCGUUGCCUGGCUGAUGGCACCUGGUCCGGAACUGAUCUCGUCUGCAAUGAAAUUGAGUGUCCAGUCUUGACACCCGGCGCCGGUAUCAACGUUUCUCCGUCAUCUUGCUCCAGCCGGCCUGUAUUUCCCCAGAGCUGCAUGUUCUCCUGCUCCCAAGCUGGUUUCCGUAUUGAGCCAGUGGGCAGUACCAAUGUCCACUGUGUGGGCAACGGAAGGUGGUCGGCCAACGUAUCGCGGAUCGAGUGUGUUGAUAUUGACAGUCCUGUAUUGAGUUGUCCAUCUGCACUGACUGCCUAUGCUGGUAGAGGCUCCACCGUGGCCCAGGUCGACUUCCAGGUUACAGCCUCUGAUAACAGCGACUCUCAGCCUGCCGUGACCUGUGACCCAGAGCCAGGAGAGUUUAACCUGGGUCAACACGGGGUCUCCUGCAUGGCUGUCGAUGAGACCCGCAACUCCGCAAGCUGUUCCUUCCAAGUUGAAGUAGUUGAGCGAGUUUGCCCCAUCCUACCGAUCCCUUCCCAUGGGGAGUAUGCGGGGGAUUGUUGUCGCAUCUACGGCUGUGUCUGUCACCUGAGAUGCAUCGCCGGCUACCGAUUGGUGGGUUCCAGUGAGGCUUCGUGUGAAUUUAAUGGUGAUUCUAUGUACUGGCAGAGAGAGGAGACACCGCAUUGUGAAUUGAUCACGUGCGACGCCCUGUCAUUACCCGAAUCCAUGCAGGUCACUCCGUCCAUUUGCAUGGCUGGUAGUCCACGAGCUGAUACUCUCUGCCUUUUCUUCUGCCCCUAUGGACUCAGUCUUGUUGGGGAUGUGUCGCAAGUGUCCUGUGGAGAGCAAGGACUUUGGGAUGUGGAUACCAAAAACUUAUCAACAGAUUGCAAAGAUUGCAUUUUUCCAGUCCUGACCUUCUGCCCUCUACCGAUUUAUGCUACCAGAGACAGUGUCAACGGAGUCUCAGUGACCUUUGACAUCCCGACCGCCCGCGACAACAACCCGUCUGGCACCUUGACUCUUGGUACAUCGCCGGCCAACAUCACCUCACCUUACGUGUUCACUGAGUCUACUGAGGUAUCUUAUGCAUUUACGGAUGAGGGCGGCAACACGGUCACCUGUACUUUCAGUGUUGAUGUCUUGGAUGACUUUGAGCCAGAGGUUGUUUUCUGUCCAGAGGGAUAUGAAAUUACAGCCUACGAAGGACUCGUUGAUGUCACCUGGGAAGAGCCCAUCUUCCAUGACCCUUUGGGUCAUGACCUUGAGGUCAUUAACAAUAUUGCCAUCGGCAACACAGCAAAGCUCCGCUGGGGUAUAACCAUGGUGGUGUACACAGCCAUCAACACAGAUAAUGGACAAAAGGCGACUUGCCAGUUUGCUAUCAACAUUACAGCCAACAGCUGUUCCCACCUGCUGAGCCCCAUAAAUGGUGCACUGUCCUGCGUACCCUCUGGUCUCAUCUGCUCGGCCUUUUGCCAUGAGGGAUACCAAUUUUCAAGGUCUCUGGGUUGGGGCAGGCCCACGCCAGAACAAUAUGCCUGUGGAUUGAGGUCUGGAAACUGGUUUCCGCACGACUUGGUACCAGAUUGCUCUAGACGGAGGGGUAAUGUAAACCUUCCCAUGAGUCUUAUGUACUUCUCCGGAGAUUGCAGCGAUCAAUCCACUCGGAACCAAAUAGCGGCUGCUUUCAUCACCAUGAUAGAGAGCUCCGCUUACAUGGAGGCCUGCUCGCUGACCAACGAAUGCAACAUUGGGAAUGUGCAGGUGCAUUGUGGGGCAGGCGGCCGGCAGCUCGGACGCCGGCCUGGUAUUCAGCGACAUCGCCGUGGGACGGGUACGACUGAGGAGUUUCGUACCAAUGAGGAUGCAACAUGGGAUAAACUGUUUGCACGACUGGAUGCCACGCGGACUCACCGGGAGAAACGGGACGCCGACAUCGACUUUGGCAUCUUCAUCAGCUUCGACCUGAGUUAUGAGGUCCCCUAUGAAACGGGAUGGACAGCCAGGAUGCGGUGGUUGUCACGGAAACCAAAGUGAAGGAACAAGCCGAUAAUCUCAUGACA
Molecule: messenger RNA, 5609 nt
Organism: Acanthaster planci (crown-of-thorns starfish)
Lineage: Eukaryota; Metazoa; Echinodermata; Asteroidea; Valvatida; Acanthasteridae
Molecular function (GO): calcium ion binding
Source: RefSeq, a predicted model, not a curated record